UGGUCCUUUGUUCUGGCCAAAGACUGACCUCAAAGUAUUACCUCCUGAGUUGAAAACAAAAGAGUUAGGGAGGCCUAGGAAAUCGAAUGAAAGAAAUAGGUGAGUAUCCUAGAAGUGGGAAGUUGCCCAAGAGGGGUACGACCAUUACUUGUCAUUUGUGUUUCAAGAAGGGACACAACAAAAAAGGGUGUCCCCACAAAGAGGAGAUUUUGCAAGGAAAUACAACCUUCCCUUCUGAUAUGCAAGCACAGACUUCUGACCUAGGACCUAUCCCUUCUGAUGUCCAAGCCGGAAGUUCUAACCCACCUAAAAAGACAUGUGGAAUCUGCUCCCAACUAGGUCACACUAAGAACGGGUGUCCUCAGAAGAAAACCUCAAAUCAGAGACUAACAAUGACAAUCCAACUCCAACUCCAUCACAACCAGAUGUAGGUUCUCAUACACUUCAAGCAUACUUCUCAGAGAAUCAAGCAACAAAUGACACAACAAGUGAUGGUGUAUUUCAGUUUAGGGGCCAGAGAUCCAUAGGUGCUGCAGGUUCGGAGAGACUAAGAGCAAGGAAUGCAAAGAACAUCAAUGCCAAAGCUCAAAAAUUAAAGAAAAGGAAUGUUGAACCCUUGGAAGUUACUGGUGAUGCCACAACUGCAAGAAAGAGGUUCCAUGAGUUAUUUGAUUCCAUGGAAGACAGUGGUGGGAACUAGAGAGGCACCUUUUUAGAAAAUCUAUGUAAUUGUUGAAACUCUGUUAUGUUUUUGGGAAGAUCCGUGUACCUAUUUUGCAUAUACG
Molecule: messenger RNA, 785 nt
Organism: Cuscuta epithymum
Lineage: Eukaryota; Viridiplantae; Streptophyta; Magnoliopsida; Solanales; Convolvulaceae
Source: the annotation of a GenBank genome assembly